This is a messenger RNA of Solanum dulcamara, 534 nucleotides long. Its product is annotated as photosystem II reaction center W protein, chloroplastic-like. Gene Ontology annotation, cellular component: chloroplast; photosystem II. The transcript has 2 exons. The coding region runs from base 95 to 466 and encodes 123 amino acids. Gene Ontology annotation, biological process: photosynthesis. The record is from RefSeq and is a predicted model, not a curated record. NCBI's taxonomy places the organism in Eukaryota, Viridiplantae, Streptophyta, Magnoliopsida, Solanales, Solanaceae.
UUGAAGCAGAGGUUGUACCUAAUACUACUAGUAUUGAAGAUUGAAGAAGUUAUCUGAUUUCUCAUUUCCAGUGAAAAAUUAUUAGAGAAAUAUAAUGGCUACCAGCAUCACCGCUUGUACCACAACCUCUUCAGUCGCCCGUGCAUCUCCUUAUGUUCUCGGGUUGCCAGCCAUGAGGAAGAAUAUGGAAAAGGUGAAAUGUUCAAUGGAAAGAAAGGAAGUAAGGCAAGAGUCAAAAUUAGGAAUGUGUGGAUCAUUGGUGGCAGCAGCAACAAUAUCAAUUAGCCCAUCAGCAAUGGCUUUAGUGGAUGAGAGAAUGAGCACAGAAGGAACAGGGCUUCCAUUUGGGCUCAGCAAUAAUCUUCUUGGUUGGAUCCUUUUUGGGGUCUUUGGUUUGAUUUGGUCUCUUUACAUUGUUUACACUUCUAGUCUUGAUGAGGAUGAAGAUUCUGGAAUGUCACUUUGAGCUUCAAUUAAUCAUGACUGAUUAAUUCUAUUAUUCAUAUUGUAUCUAUGAACUUCUUCAACUGCUAA